AUGGACGGGGGGACGGAUCCCCCCAAUCAUAACCGGUUUAAAAUCCUCGAAUCAGAGGUAAUUUUAAACCGGAACAAAAAACACAAAAGAAAAUAUAAUGGUGAUGAUUUCCCUAAUCUACCGGUAAUUCAAAACGAUGAUAAUGUGCCUCGAUACAUCGUCAUCACUGGUUUAGAAAAAGAAGGCGAUCAAUUGCGUAAAUUAUCUACCUACAAUCCUAUUCGAAUCAAUCGCGGAUUAGAGCACAUUUCCAAAGAUAUAUUGGAGGUUAAGUCAAUGAGGUCAGGUGACUUGCUACUAAAAGUACUUAAUGUUGCAACAGCUGAUAAAUUCAUUAAAUGCAAACUUAUCGACUCAAUCCCAGUCAAAGUGACAAAUCACAUUAGCCUUAAUUCUGUUCAGGGUAGAAUUUAUUCCAUGCACAUCAAAAAUAUAACCGAAGAGGAAUUACUCGAAGAACUAAAAAAAUUCAAGGUUAUCGAGGUCCGAAAAAUGAUGAAAAAAGAAAAUGAUUUAUUAGUUGCAACUGGAGCAGCUAUCCUCACUUUCGAUCAAAUUCGCCGUCCAAAUGAAGUUAAAAUAGGUUGGUUGAACUGCAAGGUCGAGGAAUAUAUACAAAAUCCAAUGCGUUGUGUCAGUUGUCAAAAGCUUGGCCACACCAAAAACCGAUGCACAAAUUCGGUGAUUUGCAAAGAUUGCUGUCUCCCUCCACCUCAUGAUAAAUGUGUUCGUAUUUUCUGCAUUAAUUGCAACGACGAAAAUCACACUCCAUAUGAUCCCUCCUGCCCUGCCUUCCUCAGGUACAAGUCCGUCAACAAAAUCAAAGCGGAUCGUCGUUGUACUGUUCGCGACGCUUGGCAAAUUUAUAAUGAUAAUCCUAAUCUUCAUCAGCUACCACCACCUAAAAAAAGAAAUAGUUCGAAGCCUUCAAUGGCAGAGAUAAUAAAAAAGAGAAUUGAAAAUGAGAAAAUUCUCUCAAACAUUCUCCAAUCUUCAAAUCCCGCUCCUACCUCAAUAACAUCACCACCAAGUACAAUCGAAACCACUCACGAUUUAAAUAACGACCGAAAUCUAACACAAUCUAAGCUCUCUCUCAUCGAAACCGAAAUCAACAAUAAUCCCACAACUCAAUCCUCAAACCUGCAGCAUCACUCUCUUAUGGAAGAGCUGAGCUCAGUUGACAAAUCUCUCAUCACUCCCAUUCCUACUCAUUCCGAAAAUUACAUACACAAUACUCCUACAGAAAAAACACAACUGUCAUCGCUAUCUGACACAGAAAUGUGUGAUAUUUCUGACUCCGAUAACUCUCAUACUAACUCUACUUCUGCAAAAGAAAUUACAUACAACUCACUCCCACUCACCAACCAAACUAACUCAAAAAACUAUACUCACUCAACUAAAAACUUUAAAAAACAAUAA
This is a messenger RNA of Eupeodes corollae, 1419 nucleotides long. RefSeq lists its product as uncharacterized. NCBI's taxonomy places the organism in Eukaryota, Metazoa, Arthropoda, Insecta, Diptera, Syrphidae. The record is from RefSeq and is a predicted model, not a curated record. Bases 1 to 1419 code for a protein of 472 amino acids. The transcript has a single exon.